Messenger RNA from Boleophthalmus pectinirostris (great blue-spotted mudskipper), 1775 nucleotides. It is a transcript of the gene ecsit, whose product is annotated as ECSIT signaling integrator. The record is from RefSeq and is a predicted model, not a curated record. Lineage: Eukaryota; Metazoa; Chordata; Actinopteri; Gobiiformes; Gobiidae. The coding region runs from base 262 to 1584 and encodes 440 amino acids. Gene Ontology annotation, cellular component: mitochondrion. The transcript is spliced from 7 exons. Gene Ontology annotation, molecular function: protein binding.
GGAAAAUAGUGUAGCACCCGGAUAUCACCGGCUUUUCAACAUGGAUCCGUCCUGAAGGAGAGUUUUGUGAAGGAGACUAAAUUCUUCUGACUGUAUUUUAAAGGAUUGAUUUGUGAAGAUAAAUACGUUUUGUUAACUAGUUUGCAGGUGGUGUUGUGUGCGAUGAAAAGUGCUUUGUCUGUCAGUAUAGCAGCAUAAUUACACGGGCAUAGCAGAUAAUUGUACAGAUAUUUGUCCAGAUAUUUGUACUUGUUCUGGACCAUGAAGUGUGCCCGCUGCCUGCUCCAGCUGCAGAACCUCAGAGGGAUUGGACCGUCCAUUUCUGUGGCCCGAGUACAGCCCCUCCAGCCCAGCCAGCCACCAACACAGAAGUUGAGGCAUUUCCAUCAAAGUCCAGUCAUCCUGGAAAGUCGACCCACAGCUCCUGUAGAAUUUAUUGAAGACAAAGAAAAGAACAAGAAGCCUAAAGUCCAAGAUGACCUAUUUGAACGCGUGGCCAAAAAAAACAAAACUAAAGCCACAUUUAACAGAGUUGUGGACGUUUUCACCAAGCAAGACGUGAGGAGACGGGGACAUGUGGAGUUUAUCUAUGCUGCACUGAAGAAGAUGCCGGAGUUUGGAGUAGAGAGAGAUAUCACGGUCUAUAACAAGCUACUGGACGUGUUCCCUAAAGAAGUAUUUGUCCCAAGGAAUUUCAUUCAGACAAUGUUUAACCACUAUCCUCGGCAACAGGAGUGUGGAGUGCAGCUUUUGGAGCAAAUGGAAAACUAUGGAGUCAUGCCUAAUGUUGAGACUAAGGUCCUUUUGCUGCAGAUCUUUGGACCAAAAGGCCACCCCAUGAGAAAAUACCAGCGCCUCAUGUACUGGUUCCCCAAAUUCAAGUAUAUGAACCCGUACCCUGUCCCCUUCCAGCUGCCAGAGGACCCCGUAGAUCUGGCCAAGUUCACCCUCAAACGCAUCGCUGAUGACCUAGACGCCACAUUAACUGUCUACCAGAUGCCCUUUACAGACGUGACUGAGAGUGGACAAGAAAUAACUUUGCCACAUAUUGUAGGUAUUCAGAGUCCCAGUCAAAUAGACCUACUGGCCAAGCACAACCCCAAAAGACCUGUUUUUGUUGAAGGUCCUUUUCCCUUAUGGUUGAGAAAGACAUGCGUGUAUUACUACAUACUACGAGCAGAUCCCAUCCCGCCGGAAGAAAAGGUGGAGGAGCCCUAUGAUCCAGAAAGGUGUUUUUACUAUCCACUGCAGCUCAACCUGGAUUUGGAUCGGGACCUUGGGGAUGAGGAGAACUUUGACGUGGAAGACUUGGAUGAGGGGCCCGUCUUCGCCAUGUGCAUGACAAACCAGGGAGACCAAGCUACUCUAAAUCAGUGGAUAUCCGGCCUCCAGGAGACUAACCCUAUUUUGGGUCAGAUCCCAACACUUUUCCGACUGGACUCUGGCUCUCGGGAACUGCAGGUAUCUCCAGAUUCACAACCAGGUCCAGACCAGGGGCAUCAAGAUUCUAACCCAGAAACUGAGGAGCGCACAGCAGAGGAAGUAGAAGAAGAACCACAGAGGAGGCGUAGUAUGAAUCAGUGAAACGGGACUGGUAACCGCAGCAGAUCACUUUAUUAUACUGGAGUAAAUUCUAUUCAUUCAAUGAUAAUAUUGCACUGGUACAAUAUGCAACCAUAAGAAAGCAGUAGUGUCAGAAUAUGAAUAGGCUCAUUUUCAGAAACAGACAAUUGUAAAUGUUAUUGUCUAAACAAUAAAUUAUGUGAUGUCAUUGA